This is a messenger RNA of Drosophila pseudoobscura, 1204 nucleotides long. Its product is annotated as odorant receptor 33b-like. Gene Ontology annotation, biological process: sensory perception of smell; detection of chemical stimulus involved in sensory perception of smell. Gene Ontology annotation, cellular component: plasma membrane. Lineage: Eukaryota; Metazoa; Arthropoda; Insecta; Diptera; Drosophilidae. The coding region runs from base 6 to 1145 and encodes 379 amino acids. The transcript is spliced from 2 exons. Gene Ontology annotation, molecular function: odorant binding; olfactory receptor activity. The record is from RefSeq and is a predicted model, not a curated record.
UGAACAUGGCGUCGGACCCACCGGAUGUCAGGAGUGGACACAUCUAUAGAACCUACUGGCUCUACUGGCGUCUCCUGGGUGUCGAGGGCGAGUAUCCAUUGCGAUAUCUACUCGAUGUAAUACUCAAUUUCUUUGUGACCAUUUGGUAUCCCACACAUCUAAUCAUUGGCUUGUUCCAAGAGCGGACCAUUGGGCAUGUGUGCAAGAAUCUACCCUUCACAGCGGAAAGUUUCUUCUGCAGCUUUAAAAUCAUCUGCUUUCGCUGGCGACUGGCAGAGAUCAAGAAAAUUGAACAAUUGCUCAUGGAGUUGGAUCAGAGAGCCGUAAGUCCAGAGGAGCGUGUAUUCUUUCAUCAGAAUACUCGAAGUGUGGCGGAAUUCAUAUCGAAAAGUUAUGUGGCAGCUGGAAUAUCGGCCACAGUGACGGGAACAGCCUCUGUUUUGUUCAGCAGCGGACGAACGCUGAUAUAUCCUGCGUGGUUUCCCUACGAUGUCCAAGCCUCAGCCCUUAGAUAUUGGCUUAGUUUUGCCUAUCAGGCCACUGGAGCGAGUCUUACGAUUCUGCAGAACAUGGCCAAUGAUUCGUAUCCCCCGAUGACAUUCUGUGUGGUUGCUGGACACGUGAGACUCUUGGCCAUGCGCCUGAGACGAAUGGGACACCACGACGAGGCAUCAAAGCAUGGAAAUUCAAAGAAACUCAUUGAAAAUAUCGAGGAUCACAGGAAGCUAAUGCAAAUUGUCCGCUUGAUGCACAGCACACUGUACCUCUCACAGCUUGGACAAUUCAUCUCGAGUGGCAUCAACAUUUCCAUUGUCCUCAUCAACAUACUUUUCUUUGCGGAGAACGGCUUUGCGAUUAUCUACUACGUGGUUUACUUCAUGGCCAUGGUACUGGAGCUCUUUCCAAGCUGCUAUUACGGCACUUUGAUGUCCAUGGAGUUCCAUAAGCUGCCAUAUGCCAUCUUCUCCAGCAACUGGCUUGGAAUGGGCCGACGAUACUGCCACACUCUGCUCGUACUGAUGCAGUUCACGCUUACGGAGGUGGAUAUCAAGGCGGGCGGAAUGGUCGGCAUCAGCAUGAACGCAUUCUUUGCCACCAUUCGAAUGGCAUACUCCUUCUUCACCCUGGCAAUGUCGUUCCGUUAAUGAGUGGCAUUCCGUGGCAUAUUCGUUUAAUUUUAAUUACCACCUAAUGGCGGAUAUUA